CUGCGCUGCGCUCCGCUCCUUGGCCGGGGCCUGCCCGCCGCCAUGGGCCAGAUCGAGUGGGCCAUGUGGGCCAACGAGCAGGCCCUGGCAUCGGGCCUCAUUCUCCUGACCGGUGGCAUCGUAGCCACAGCUGGCCAGUUUACCCUGUGGUACUUUGGGGCUUACUCCAUUGCCGCAGGGGUGUUAGUCUGCCUGCUGGAGUACCCAAGGAGCAAGCGGAAAAAAGGUUCCACGAUGGAGCGAUGCGGGCAGAAGUACAUGACGGCCGUGGUGAAGCUGUUCGGCCCCCUCACCCGGAACUACUACGUCCGCUCCAUCCUGCACCUUGCCCUGGCCGUCCCUGCCGCUUUCUUGUUAGCCACCAUCCUGGGCACUGCCUGUCUGGCCAUUGCAAGCGCCAUCUAUUUAAUGGCCGCCAUCCACGGGGAGGAAUGGAGACCCAUUGAGCAGAAGCCCAAGGAGCGACCCCAAAUCGGGGGCACCAUCAAGCAGCCUCCCACCCAGCCUCCUCCCCGUCCCCCGGCUGAAGCGCGCAGGAAGCAGCCGGAGGAGGGUGGGGAGGCCUUGGGGGGCCCCCAGAGCAACCCCAUCCCCGUCAGCGACGAGGUCGUGUGAGGGGACGCACUCUCCCUGCUCCCUCGCCGCGCCCCCACCCGAGAAGAAAGCCCUGCCCCCUUUGCCACCCCCAAGAGGCCCAUAGCGGGGUACAGCCGGUGCCCCUCUCCCGGCCUGCCCCUCUCCCAUCCGCCCAACGCCCGACCUGAAGAAAGCAAACUCGCCUUGAAAAGCCAGCCUCCAUAGUCUUCCACCUCAGACGCGGGAGAGUGGAGGAACCCCGGAGCAAUCCCCUUAGCCGUGGUGGUCCUGGACACUUAAGCAAGGCCUGGAUCCCCACUCCCUCCUCCCUGGUCCCGUUCUACGGUUUUCAGUGCACCCUUUUAUAAUAAAUGCGCUCUUACACGUGU
Messenger RNA from Tachyglossus aculeatus (Australian echidna), 965 nucleotides. RefSeq names its product cytochrome b-245 light chain. Lineage: Eukaryota; Metazoa; Chordata; Mammalia; Monotremata; Tachyglossidae. The coding region runs from base 43 to 615 and encodes 190 amino acids. The record is from RefSeq and is a predicted model, not a curated record. Gene Ontology annotation, biological process: superoxide anion generation. Gene Ontology annotation, cellular component: NADPH oxidase complex. Gene Ontology annotation, molecular function: heme binding. The transcript has 6 exons.